CAGUGGCUCGUAACGCUGGACGUAUUAUGGUGUAGGCAAGAUCCAGCAGCAUGCCAUGUAGCAAGCUCAAUCCUGGUUAGCACAGCAAAUCGUUCACGAUGGGCAAAAGUGCACUGAUUACGGGCGCCAAUGGCAUCAGCGGAGGAGCCAUACUGGAAUACCUGGUCAAGAAUACAACUGCCGAUGAAUGGACUUCGAUCAUAGCCACGUCGAGAAGUCCGUUCAAAACGACCGUUGAAGACCCGAGGAUCAAGUUCGUGCCUUUGGACUUUUCGAAGAGCUCAGAUGCUUUGGCGACUGAGAUGAAGGAUGCGUGCGCGCAUGUCACACACGCGUAUUUCUGCUCCUAUGUCCACAAGGACGAUUUCUCAGAGCUCAACAGCGCCAACGAGGCUUUGUUUGAGAAUUUCGUCGACGCUCUUGAGCAGGUAGCGCCCAAGCUCGAGAAUAUCACCCUCCAGACCGGUGGCAAACACUACUAUGUGCAUUUGAUGCCAGUGCCCUCGCCGGCGCGAGAGGAAGAGCCUCGUCUUGAGGGACCGAUUCCGAAUUUCUACUUUCCUCAGGAGGACAAAUUGUUCGCCGCUCAGAAAGGGAAGAACUGGUCGUGGAAUGUCAUUCGACCCGAAGCAAUCAUUGGCGCCACAUCGAAACCAAAUGGCAUGAACGAAGCGCUGACUAUUGCCAUGUAUUUCUUGACGUGCCGGGAGCUGGGCACUGAAGCGCCAAUGCCAACAAAUCAGCGUUACUGGGAGGGCACAGACGAUCUGUCGUACGCGCCGCUGAUCGCUGACCUGACCAUUUACGCAUCCACUCACGCGAACUGCGCGAAUCAAGCCUUCAACGUCACGAAUGGGGACUACUUCUCAUGGAAGUACUUGUGGCCAAGGCUUGCGGAGUACUUCAAUGCUCAAGCGACACCGGAUCAGAAGUUUUCGAAGCCGUACCCGAAGGAAGGCGAUCUUCAGCUCGAGCUGAGCCUGCUUGAAUGGUCCCAAGACAAGCGACAAGUGUGGGAGAAGCUCUGCGAGAAGCAGAAUCUUCCAUCGGCCAAGAGCACGUUCGACUUCGGCACCUGGGCCUUCCAAGACUGGGUGUUCCAAAGGACGUGGAGCGCCACGUUAAGCAUGAGCAAAGCACGCCAGUUCGGCUGGAAUGGCUACAUUGACUCGUAUCAAGCCUUCAUUGAGACUUUUGAGACCUUCAAGAGGAAUGGUCUCAUACCGGCGUAGGUAGAAGAAGGAUGGCGGCUGCUCUUUUGUGAAUGUAUAGACGUGUCUUCCUCCUCGUGCGCAUAGGGUCCCAGGUUCAACGUAGAAGAGAAUGUUUAGUGCGUGUCGUACGCACAGCUUCUGCCUCUGCUCCGUCUCUUGUUACUCUCGCUGCUUCGUCUCGAAGUACUCCGGGGUCUGCCGCGGUAUGUUGGCAUCGUGUCGUCGCUGUAGGUAGAUACUGUCUCGCAUCGCGUUGGCCGGGCGCGUCGUCGCAUCGUCGCGUCGUUACGUCGUCGCAAAAAUGUGUCGGUGGGCAUUAGCUUUGCCUCUGCUAGCAAUCGUAUUCGGACCGUGUCUUUGUCGCUACGUGUCGGUUCCGUACAGAUAGUUGCGGCCGGCAAGGUUCGCUCGUCGCGUCGUAGACGACGAAUCGUAACGCGUUA
Molecule: messenger RNA, 1657 nt
Organism: Cercospora beticola
Lineage: Eukaryota; Fungi; Ascomycota; Dothideomycetes; Mycosphaerellales; Mycosphaerellaceae
Product: SDR family oxidoreductase
Source: RefSeq, a predicted model, not a curated record